UAUCAAGUUUUCUAUGUCAUGUUAAAAUCUGCCAAUUCUCCCCGUCCUGCCUCUUGGAUCCUAGAGAAAUCUCUAGAUGGUUAUAAUUUCCAAGCUUGGCAAUAUUUUGGACGUUCAGAACUCGACUGUAAACAACGUUAUAAUCUCCCAGCACAAAAUGGCAAAUAUAUAUUUCAAAAUGAUACCGAAGUUAUCUGUACAACACAAUUCUCUAAAGCUUUGCCUCUCGAAAAUGGCGAGCUACAUGUAUCGCUACUUAAAAAUCGUCCUGGAGCUAUGGAACAAACUCAAGAGUUAAUGGAUUUUAUAACGGCCCGUUAUAUACGUAUACGUUUUCAGGGUAUGCAUUCUACGGCGAAUUUAGAUAAUAGUGUUUACUGGCAAUUGGAUGCUCAUUCCCUGGAGAAACGUAGUUUUUACUCUUUGAAACAGAUCAGAGUUAGUGCCCGUUUAGAUUGUCAUGGUCAUGCAGAGAAAACCAAAGAAUUGGCCGAAAAGUAUAAAGGUCAAAAGGAAUUUUCCGGUUUAGAAUCAACAUUACAAUGUGAAUGUCAACAUAAUACCUGCGGUAAUGAUUGCUCUCAAUGCUGCCCUCUUUACCAGGAUAAACCCUUUCGUAAUGGCACCAUGCGUGAAGCUCAUGAAUGUGAGAUUUGUCAAUGUAAUGAUCAUGCUGAAACUUGUAUAUAUGAUCGUUUUUUGGAACGAGGUGUAUGUCAAGAUUGUCGUAACAAUACUACAGGCAAUGAAUGUGAAUUCUGUUUAAAUGGUUUCUAUAGACCGCAGGGGGCUUUACGCUCAGAAGCCUGUAUACCCUGUGAAUGCGAUACCAAAGGAUCGACUGGUUUGUGUCAUGCCGAAGGUGGUUCUUGUAUAUGUAGAGAAGGGUUCCAGGGACGAAAAUGUGAAGAGUGUUUGCCGGGUUUUUAUGGUGAAGAUUGUCUUAAGUGUGAGUGUGAUGAAAGGGGUACCUUGGCCGAUAGCGAGUGUGCAGGUGUGUGUGUUUGUAAGGCUAAUGUAGAGGGUGAUACUUGUAAUCUAUGUAAAGAAGGAUUUUACGAUUUGAGCGCGGAAAACCCCGAAGGCUGUUCUCCUUGCUGGUGUUCUGGCUUGGAGGCCGGCUGCUCUAGUGCCCAAUUGUCCACACUGGCUUUUGAAACCCUUAACGAUUGGAAAAUUACCGAUAUUACACGAUCUCAAACAGCAGUACCUGUUUUAGAUUCUGACACCAAUUUCCUGGGUUAUGGCAUGUAUGAUUUAUCCAAUGUAGAGGCCAUCUAUUGGCAAGCUCCUCAAGGUUAUUUGGGUAAUCGUUUAACUAGCUAUGGUUCACGCUUAUCCAUACAAGUCAAUUGGGUAACCAUAAGAGGUGAUACUUCCGGCAAACCUACUUCUGGACCUAAUGUUAUAUUAUUCGGUAAAAAUGGUUUAAAAAUAGCCUAUGGUGAUGAGGAGUUUACUAGAGGUUCCAGUGCCACCAUUAAUAUAACUCUCGAACAGAGUGGUUGGUAUCAUGUACCUGCACAAGUUAAAGAUAUAAAAACUCGUCUCAGACGUAAUGAGUAUCAUGGUUCCCAAGUUACUAGAGCUCAAUUCUUAGCGGUUUUAACUAAUUUAGAAGCUCUCUUGGUGAGAGCCGCUUUUCAUACCGAUCAAGUGGAAACCAAUUUGGAAAGAGUGAUUAUAUAUAGCGGAGGCUUAGAGCUAGGAGGUCCACCUUCCUCUAAAGUGGAACAGUGUAGAUGUCCUUUAGGCUAUACUGGAUUAUCCUGUGAAUCUUGUGAUUUUGGUUUCAUAAGAAUCUAUGAAAACUCUAGUGAUCAUCAUGAGGUGGGACGCUGUAAGCCGUGUCCCUGUAAUGGUCAUUCAAACUCGUGUGAUUUGCAAAGUGGUGGCUGUGGCAAUUGUAUGCAUAAUACUUAUGGUGAAAGAUGUGAACGUUGUCAACGCGGUUACUAUGGCAAUCCCUUGCAUGGUACUCCCCACGACUGUAAACCCUGUGCAUGCCCUCUACUGGCGGCCAGUAAUAACUUUUCGCCCAGCUGCCAAUUGAAAUCGUAUGCUAUUAUGGACAUAAACCCAAUAUAUGGUGUGGUGGAAAAUACCGAAUACAUAUGCACACAAUGUCCGCCCGGCUAUACGGGUGAUCACUGUGAAAUGUGUGAUGAUGGUUACUAUGGCAAGCCAACGGAAUUGGGUUCGUCAUGUCAGCCCUGUGACUGUGAGGGUGGACCGUGUGAUGUCUUUACGGGCAGGUGUAUAGUGUGCGACGGCAACACCGAGGGCUGGCAUUGUGAGCGCUGCAAAAUGGGUUAUUGGGGUGAUCCCUCUAUGGGUUGUGAACCUUGUGAUUGCUUUAGCGAAGGAUCUGACAGUUCAGUUUGUGACAGUACUGAUGGUCAGUGUUUGUGUAAACCACGUUAUAGUGGACAAAAAUGUGAUGAAUGUGCUGAAGGUUAUGCACAAAUUGAUAUGAAAUGUGCACCAUGCUCCUGUAAUGAAUGGGGUUCUAUUGAUCCUCAUACCUGUGAUCCUGAUAAUGGACAAUGUCAAUGUAAACCGGGAGUUCAAGGACUCAAAUGCGAUGAAUGUGAAGAAGGAUAUUUUGGUCUAAAAGCAGAAUCUUAUGGUUGUGGUGAAUGUCAAUGCAGUCCUAUCGGUUCAUUAUCCAAUACCUGCGAAAAACGUUCCGGACAGUGUCAAUGUCUGGCUAAUGUAACCGGUCGCCGUUGUGAUAAAUGCAAGGCGGGUCAUUGGAAUUUAACUCAAAGUGUGGGCUGUCAUGAUUGUCGCUGUGAUCCCUCAGGCUCUAGAAGUCAUGAGUGUAAUCCCUGGACGGGUCAAUGUGAUUGUAAAAUCGGUGUGGGUGGUCAAAGAUGUAAUGAGUGUACAGAUGGCUUUUUUGGUUUCUCAACUGAAGGCUGUCAACGUUGUGCUCCCUGUCCGGGUGAAGGUCAAGUAUGUGAUCCAUUAAAUGGUCGUUGUGUCUGCCCGCCCAAUAGCAGAGGUUUGGGUUGUAGUCAAUGUGUGUCGGGUACUUGGGGUUGGCAAUCAAGAUUGGGUUGCCGUGAGUGCCAAUGCGAUCGUGUGGGUUCAAUCGGUCAAUAUUGUCAUACACAAACGGGUCAGUGUCAGUGUAGAGAAGGUUAUUCGGGACGUCGAUGUGAUGCCUGUGCUCCCGGUUAUUUUGGUUAUCCUGAGUGUAGACGCUGUAACUGUGAUGCAGAUGGUUCGUAUGUAGGUAAAGAUGGUCUGAUCACCUGUGAUGCCAAUGGUCAGUGUCCUUGUAAGAGUUUAGUUGUGGGUUUAAAAUGUGAUACUUGUAUGCAGUCAUCAUUCGGUUUGUCUGCCCUAAAUCCCGAAGGCUGUACGAGAUGUUAUUGUUUUGGUCGCGCUAGUGAAUGUGAACAAAGUAAUUGGUCUUGGGGACAUGUCCGAAUGUCAGAGUCACGUAAUCUCUCCAUACAAUAUUUAAACUCACAGCAUAUAAGUAAUACGGAAUUUGAAUAUAUAGUCGUCGUACAAAUGUCUGGCUCUAAAACCUAUCGAGAAGAUGCAGAAAUACAAAAUUUUAAUGGUUUAAAUUUAAUACCUCGUUCCACGGGUAAUGUUUCUAUGGGUUCCUAUAGCCAAUUAUACUAUCCCUUGUACUUUCAAUUACCUCCACAAUUCUAUGGUGAUCGUAUUAGCAGUUAUGGUGGUAAUUUGUAUUUUACCUUAUUAACCGAGGGAGGUAGUAUACCUUUGGAUCGUAAACUGCUAAGUCGUUAUCCCUUGGUCCAAUUACAUGCUCAUCAUAAAAUGAUUUUGGAUUUUUAUGAAUACGAAAGUUUUGAAUAUUCACGCAAUGAAACCUAUCGUGUACCUUUACAUGAAACCUAUUGGAAGUUACAUCACAAUGGCCAAUCGGCGGAUAGGGCGACAUUAAUGGCUGCUCUGCAAAAUGUUAAACAUAUAUUGAUACGUGGUUCCUGUUUUGCUGAUUUCUCGGAAAUAAUUUUACAAAAUGUUCACAUGGAUUCGGCCAUUUAUGUGCAUGGUUCCAAUAGCAUGAUAGCUAAGGGUGUAGAGAAAUGUAAAUGUCCCAAACGUUUUGAUGGUUUAUCGUGUCAAGAUCCUGGCAGAGGUUUCUAUAGAUGGCGUAAUGUUAGCGAAACAGAGUCUACCUAUAUAGAGGAUCUUAUAGGUAGGGCGGCUCCUUGUUUUUGCAAUGGACGCAGCCAAGAGUGUAAUCGUGAAACGGGAGAAUGUGUGAAUUGUCGCGAAAAUUCCGGCGGUCGUCAUUGUGAACAAUGUGCCGAGGGUUUCUUUGGCGAUCCCAAUUCCCCCUAUGGCUGUCAAGCUUGUCCUUGUCCCGAAACUAAUCGCAAUUUUGCCAAGGGUUGCACUGUCUGGCAGGGUGAGGUGAAUUGUGUUUGUCGUCCUGGCUAUACGGGAAAAUUGUGCGACAAAUGUCGUCCUGGUUACUAUGGCAAUCCUUUGGCUUCACCUGUAAGUACCUGUAAACCCUGUAAUUGUAAUCUGAAUGGCAUUAGCCAGGAGGGUUGUGAUGCCUUGACGGGCCAGUGUUAUUGCCGAGAAGGAGUUACUGGUCUGAAAUGUGAUAAAUGUAAAGCUGCGCGUCAUCAUGUCGAAGAGAAAGGAUGUAGAUUGUGCGACAAUUGCACUUUACUCCUUUUGGACUAUGUAGAACUAAUAGGUCAUAAACUAAGACGUGGCGUGCACAAUAUGGAUUUAACUGGUAUACCAGCUCCCUACAUUAAGGUCGAAGAAUAUGAGGAUCUUUUUAAUCUACAAAAUAGACACUAUUAUGAUUUUAAUAAUGCUCGGCAAUUGCUGCUAAACUAUGACACUUCCGCCUUAAUAAAAUUGGAUUCACAUGCCGAAAAUCAAAAAUUUCAAAAUCGUAAAGCCUUGGCCACGUCAGAGAAAAGAAACCAGGCCGUACAGGUUAUACUUAAGGAUGCUCGUUUACUUUAUGACGGACUGGAAUCUAUACAGACGGGUAUUCUAACAAAUAUAGCAAAUCUAGAGAAUUAUGGUAGGGGUUCUCAUCACUUAAGUUUACCCACUGCCCUACAGCAGGCUAGAUUCUAUUUGGAUUCGAUUAAGCAACAUAGGGACUCGGUUAAUGAUAUUAGAACGACAGCGUCUUGUGCCUGGCAUUAUUACUUUAAAUUUGGUAAUGCCUCCGAUGCGGCCUUUGAUCAAAAGGCUAAAGUGGAAAUGUUUUGGCGAGAUUUAAAUCAUACAAAUUUUCGCAUAUCCGAUAUAAGAUUACAAGCUGAUCGUACAGUGGAAAUGCAAAAUGAAAUCGAUGAUAUUCUGGAACAUAUACGAAAUCUAAAGAGUUAUACUUCAGAAGAUUAUCAACAAAUAGUAGAUUUGAAAUUGAAGAUAAAGGAAUAUCUUAAGGAGACCUUAGUGCCUCAAACGGCGGUGUUAGUGGAAAUGAAUGUUGGACGUUUGGAGUUGUUGAGCGGUAAUGUGGAUAAUAUUAUCAAACUGGGUACCGUGUUAAAUGCCACCUUAGAUGAAAAUGAAACGGUGCAUCGGGAAGUGCGUAAACAUUGGCUGCCUAAAGCUCAAAAACAUGCUGCACGUUUGCUGGAAAGAUCCAAUGAAUACGCCCGACAAUUUCAACCCACACGCAAUGGAGCACGUAUAGCCAUGUUAGCGAGUUCGGCCCAUAAAAAUAUUUCCGAGGCUAUAGAGGCUGCACGCUUGGCUUCUGUCGAGGCCAGAGAACGGGUUUAUACGGCCCAUAAUAAACUAUAUCCUAGGCAGGGCCUUUCGGUUAUCGAUAGAGCUAGAAUUUCUUUAAACAAAUCCAAAAUUUUAAAACAAGACGCCAUGCAAGAGAUUAAGGAAACAGAGGCCCUUAAGAAUCGUUUGCGCAUUCAUGAAAACAAAGUAGAAGGUAUUAAGAAUCGUAUUAUAAAUGCCGGCAUACGAACAAAUAAUAUCUCAUCGCACAUACAACCUUUACAACAUACAACGGCUCGUAAAAAUGCCAUAGAAAGUUUAGAUAUUGCUUCUAAAAUCUCGGAUGAAAUGAAGGGAGUAUCAAGGCAUACACAGCAACUGCAUGAGGAUAUUAAACGGCUACGUGAUAAAUUUGCCAUUUUAGAACCUGAUUGGGAAAUAAAAUUGGGUUUGGCUGAGGAGAAUAUUUCUCUAACUAAAACCAAUGUACGUUUAGCUAAUAUUUCACUAACCUAUGUGGAAGAGCAAGCGGUUAAGGAACAAUCAGAGUUUGAUGUUUGGAAUCAGACAAUGGCCAAACAGAUUCAAGAGUUAAGAGAUAAAAUUGCCAAAGCUAAACAUGCUGCCGAAGGUAUUAAGAUUUCUUUAGAAUCUUUGGGUCCCAAGUGUAUAAGAUCCUAUUUGCCGAUAUCUUAUGGUCUCACCACUUCCAAUACUAUUAAACUUAGCUUUGCCCUACCCAAUCGUAAUGGUAAUUCUCCUCUACUGUAUAUACAAGGCAAUGAUGGUCGUUAUAUUGCCUUGGAUCUAUUCAAAAGACAUGUUAGACUUUUAUGGAAUUUAGGUGGUUCGACAGAGAUUAUUACCCAUCCCUUAGAGAUACAGACAAGAGAUCCUCAAUACGAUGAUGCCUGGUAUCAUGUGGAAGUUAAUCGCACAUUAAAUAUAGGCAGUCUUUUGGUAAGACGCAUGAAUAACUAUGGCGCCUUAGUGCCACAGAAUCCUGUGACCGGUAAUACCGAUGUGGAAUUUACACGUUUCUUCCAAACUCCAGAGGAACGUAUAUAUCUGGGUGGUUACCCCAAGUUUAUGCGUACCAAAGAUUUGCAAUUGAAUCCGGGUCUUAAUGUUGUAAUACACAAUGUAGAGGUCGAUAAUAAACCCAUGGGUAUAUGGAAUUUUGCCUCGAGUGAGGGUAAAUGUGGUGGAGCUAUGAUAGGGGCUCAAGAGUCUAGCUCUUCUUCUGUAGCUAGACAUUUCAAUGGUUUAGGCUAUGCAGAAGUGAAAAAGUCACGUCCACGGCCUUAUCGCAAGAAUUUGUUUGCUUUACAAAUGACCUUCAAGACAUUAGAUGAGAAUGCACUGUUAUUCUUAGCGGUAGAUGAUAAAAAUAAUCGCUCGGUAUCUGUGACUCUCAGUCGUGGUCGCAUAAUGUUCCGCAUUGAUUAUGGCGAUGAAUCGAAAUUAGAAAUAAAUACCACCAACAAAUACAAUACAGGUAAAUGGAUUAAAAUCGAGGCAGCUCGAGAAUUUGUACCAAAACGUGGUACAGAAAAUGGUAUUCUUAGAGUGAACAAUGAAAGAGCUAUAACAGGUUCUCCCUCGGUACCCAUUAAGAGUCAUAUGCUGCCGGAUCUUUCGAAACCGGUUUAUUAUUUGGGUGGUGUACCACCGGGUUUUACCUCAGCUACCUCUAAAGCUCCCGGAGCAGAUAAUCCCUUUUUGGGUUGCAUGAUGGAUGUUCAAGUUAAUGGAGAGACUUAUGAUCCUUUGGAAAGUUCUUCGUUUUUCGGAGUGGAACCUUCGUGCAAGGAAAUGAUCACCAAAGCCGGCUUCACAGGUCAAGGUUACAUCGAAUUACCCUCCCAGUCGUUGCGCAAACGUGCCAAUACCGGUUUUGUUUUCCGCACUCUUCAAUCCGACUGCCUACUACUACUCUCCGCCUAUCCACCCGAAGUCCAAGAUGACUAUGAUGCCAAAGAUAUUAAAGGAAACUAUUCCAUUUCUCUUGUUGAUGGUCAUCUCCAAGUAUGGAUUAAUUCCGGACGUAGUUUCAUACAAAUGCAUUCAAAUGUUUCACUCAAUGAUGGUGAAUUUCAUGUCGUUAAUCUAUUGAAAAAUGGUCGUAAAUUUGAACUAAUGGUCGAUGAUGAAUUACAAGUAACGAAAAAUCUUAUGAAUUCACCCACUCUUGUCAGUAUGCCACGUGAUGCUGGUGGUUUGUAUAUAGGCGGUGCACCACCUUUUGAAGAUUAUACACCUUUAGCUCCUACUUUUAUAAAGUUAGAGGGUGCAGUACGUGAUGUAGUUUUCAACAAUCGUACUUUAAACUUUAAUCAAGCUUUAUCCUUUGUCAAUGUACAAAUUGGACGUAAUGGACCUGCUAUGGGUAGUGUUAAUGGUUUAAGUGAUAUAUUGCUGAAAACAGAGCCAAUGAUUGGUAAAAGUUUCACCGCUGCUCCGGAAGGUUGCAAAAGGGUUGGCAGUUAUUCUUAUGAGCCUAAUGCCUUUAAAUUUGGCGAUGAACCCUAUAGUUUUGCUCAAUUGCAAACUCCUCUACGUAACUAUUGGCAAAAGAAUUUCCAAAUUUCUUUUGAUUUUCGCUCUUUCUAUCCCAAUGGUUUGAUUUUCUUAGCUCCCGGCAUUAAAGAGAAACAAAAACAUUAUUUAGCCUUAAUUCUAAAAGAUGGACAUUUACUAUUAAUUGUCAGAGGACGUCGACGUGAAGAAUUGCCUCUCCAUGCUAAACUUAAUGAUGGUGAAUGGCAUCAUGUUACGUUAAUGUGUCAGGAACGUAAGGUUACCAUGUCUGUGGAAAUAGGUCGUACAGAUCAAAAGACUUCAGCUCAAAUGAAAAUACCGAAGAAAAUUGCUGCUUCGAAUAUUAUGUUUGUGGGUGGUUUACCAGAGAAUCCACCCAAAAUGCCAGCAGAACUUUUAAUGAAAUUGGAACCUUUUAAGGGUUGUCUACGUAGAUUUGCCAUAGCGAAUAGUACACAGGAUUUGGCAAAACCUGGCAAACAUUUACAUGUGGGGCAGUGUUUUCCUAAUGUAGAGAGGGGUUCCUAUUUUCCGGGAGAUGCCUAUGCAGUAUACAAGAGAAAUUUCCACGUUGGCAAGUAUUUAGAACUAGAAAUGGAAUUUAGAACAUCGGAGCUUUCAGGAAUUUUACUGAGUAUAACCGAACCUACCGGUUUUCCCGCUUUAUCACUAGAAAUUUUCAAUGGCAAUAUUGUUUUCUCCUGUGACUUGGGUGAUGGCAAUCCCUUCCGCGUAGAAUCUUUACUUCCCUCCAAAUAUGCUUUAUGCGAUAAUAAAUGGCAUAAUAUAUCCGCCCUAUAUGACUACGAACAACUAGCCUUAAGAAUUGAUCAAAUGCCCACAACGAUAGCAGUGGCCCAACAAACUACCAUGGGUAGAGUACAAACCAAAUCACCAUUAUAUAUUGGCGGAAUACCGGAAAUUGCAUCCAGUGGUUCCUUAUUAACCCGUGAAAAUUUCAAAGGUUGUAUAAGAAAUCUAUCGAUACGUAAUGAACGACGCGAUUGGGUUGAUAUGGAUGCAUUACAUAAUGUUUUACUCAGUGAGUGUUUGGUAACCGGCACUGAUAGCUGAGUUUAAGUAAAGUUCAAAC
Messenger RNA from Lucilia cuprina (Australian sheep blowfly), 9340 nucleotides. RefSeq names its product laminin subunit alpha-1-like. Bases 19 to 9321 code for a protein of 3100 amino acids. The record is from RefSeq and is a predicted model, not a curated record. Gene Ontology annotation, molecular function: extracellular matrix structural constituent. The transcript is spliced from 15 exons. NCBI's taxonomy places the organism in Eukaryota, Metazoa, Arthropoda, Insecta, Diptera, Calliphoridae. Gene Ontology annotation, biological process: axon guidance. Gene Ontology annotation, cellular component: basement membrane.